This is a messenger RNA of Aspergillus caelatus, 1128 nucleotides long. RefSeq lists its product as uncharacterized. Lineage: Eukaryota; Fungi; Ascomycota; Eurotiomycetes; Eurotiales; Aspergillaceae. The record is from RefSeq and is a predicted model, not a curated record. The transcript has 3 exons. Bases 1 to 1128 code for a protein of 375 amino acids.
AUGCUUCCCAAUAAAUCGCAGGACUCUAGGACAGUUCGUGAGACUGAUCUCGGACCUUCUCAUCGGGACGGCCUCACUAUUGUCGAACGUCAUAAACUCCAUCCUGAAAAGGCGUUCAUCUUGAGGCUCAAUCCUACCUCGCCUCUGACCAACGAAGACUUUCUUCUUAAGCAAGAUCUCAUCUCUUAUCUUUCAAAAGUGCAAGACUUGAGCAUCCGUGGUGGUUAUGAUAAAAGCUUCCUCCAACGUGUCUCUCAGCAUAUGCACGAAGUUCACUCUCUCAAUCUUAGGCGCAAGAUGGGUGGCUUCUUUUUACGGGAUAUUGUCGAGCAAAUCGAUAUACCAUCGCUCCAGAAUUUGACACUCUGUGGAGUUUACAGACAGUCGACUAGUACGGCAGUCUCUAUUCUGCUGGAACCAAAGAAGUACCGGACCGCAACAUUUACCUCACUCGUUCUUAGGGACUACGAAGAGACUGCUGAAGCGACACAGCAGCUUAUCAAUUGGCCAGAAUCUUUCGUCUAUUUCCGCUUCGACAGCUCCUAUAAUAAUCCCUUUUACAUGGACUUUGCCAUGUUUGGUGAAUGGCUUACAAUCCACAAGGAUGCUCUGAAAUCUAUCAAUAUCGGGUACCUGCCAUUUGGAGGCAAUGAAUACCUUCUUUAUGCAUCUGGCUUUCCCGAAUCAGAAGUUCUCACACUUUCAAGAUGGCAGCUUGGAGGCUGGCCUCGAUAUGCCACGGAGAAAUUAACGUUUUCUACGUUGCACGCUGACAUAUUGCUUGGUCCCAACCUGCAUACUUUUAUCCUGGACUUCUCAAUCUAUGGUCAACAUUCCGAGGCCUGGACAGAUUUUGGAGAACAAGAAGAGCACUGGGUAGCACAGUUUGCCAAAGCUGCAAUAGAGCGAAAGGCCGCACUACGGAAGAUCGAUAUUAUUUUUAAGCCGUCCUACAAGGAGAGUACGGAAGAGCAGGGGUAUCCAUGGGACCGCAUGGAUAGGAUUCGUGAUGAGAUUCAACUACAUGGGUUGGUGUUGGAGUAUAGUAAGCCCUAUUUGACGAAAGAGAAGUGGCUGCAGCCACUUAGGGAGAAUCCUUAUGCCUAUCAGACACCAGCCGACGGAUGA